This is a messenger RNA of Juglans microcarpa x Juglans regia, 1073 nucleotides long. RefSeq names its product selT-like protein. The transcript is spliced from 4 exons. Bases 156 to 848 code for a protein of 230 amino acids. Lineage: Eukaryota; Viridiplantae; Streptophyta; Magnoliopsida; Fagales; Juglandaceae. Gene Ontology annotation, biological process: cell redox homeostasis. Gene Ontology annotation, cellular component: endoplasmic reticulum membrane. Gene Ontology annotation, molecular function: thioredoxin-disulfide reductase (NADPH) activity. The record is from RefSeq and is a predicted model, not a curated record.
UGCCGUUUUCGGCUACAAAAACUUUUAGUUCCUUGCAAAUUUGCAAUGCCCGAGACUUCAUUGCCCUUUCACUUCGCCUGAAAUUUCCGUUGCCCUCGAUCUCUCCUUCCUGUUUCUCUUUCUGUAUCUGCUGUGUUCGUGAGCGAGGCAUUCCAAUGGAUCGAGCUCAGUUGCUUCUGUUGGGGCUUCCGAUCUUCCUGUUGUGUACAGACAUCAUAAACCUCUUCACGCCCCCACCUCCCAAACCCACCCAUCAUCAUCAUCAUCUUCCUCAAUCUCAUCACCAGCCCAAACCCCAACCGGUUCUCCACCAUCAACCCCUUGAUUUCCCAACUCAGAAACCGAGCAGCCCUGGAGGUAUUGGCCUGGGUAGCAACGUCAACAUCAACUUCUGCUCUUCCUGUUCUUACAGAGGAAAUGCAGUAACAAUGAAAAAUAUGCUAGAAACAGCAUUUCCUGGGAUCAAUGUUUUUCUAGCAAACCACCCACCUCCACUUCCAAAACGCCUAUUAAGCAAAGUGGUACCGGUUUUUCAGUUUGGAAUCAUUGGGAUAAUAGUGGCAGGUGAACAGAUUUUUCCCAGGCUGGGUAUGAUGCCACCUCCUUGGUACUAUUCCAUGCGUGCAAAUAGAUUUGGAAGCAUUGCAAGCACUUGGCUUCUGGGGAACUUCUUCCAAUCCUUCCUGCAGAGUUCUGGUGCUUUUGAAGUAUAUUGUAAUGGUGAACUGGUUUUCUCUAAGCUGCAGGAGCAUAGAUUCCCUAGCGAGAUUGAGCUGCGAGAGCUUGUUGGCCGAAAACUCUCAAAUUCAAGAAUUGUGGAUGGCGUUGGUGGGGCUCUCUGGUCCUAAGCGCUCUGUGAAGGCUGAACUAAGAGGCGCAAAUUUGCAGUCCUAUACUGACAGGCACUUGUGGGCAUGUUGUCACAGUGAACUCUCAGUCUUUGUAACGUUUCUCAUAAUCAUGUGGCGGUUAAUUGGGACACCCUACACAAGAGAUGAUGAUUUUCUUUUCUUUUCCUCUUAGAAGAAUCUGCUUCCGGUCAUCAUUAAGGCAAGGCAAUUCAUUUACGUUAA